Molecule: messenger RNA, 1973 nt
Organism: Theobroma umbraticum
Lineage: Eukaryota; Viridiplantae; Streptophyta; Magnoliopsida; Malvales; Malvaceae
Gene: MTPB1
Product: metal tolerance protein B1
Biological process (GO): zinc ion transmembrane transport
Cellular component (GO): vacuole; plasma membrane
Molecular function (GO): zinc ion transmembrane transporter activity
Source: RefSeq, a predicted model, not a curated record
GUGAAAUAAUUAUUGGAACAAAUUGAAGGCGAAUUUCUUCUAUGUUUUGUCGUCUUUUUAACGAUGGCGGCCACCAAACCUGCCGUCUCUGGUGGGCUUUCAUAAAAAAUACAUGGAAAGGGAAGUUCUAAAAAGAAUCACAGUCUUUAUAUGUUUCCUUAUAGCUAUCCUUUUAUAUACUCUGACCUAAAUCAAUUCAUGAAGUAAGGAUCUCCUUUUGUUUUUUUUUUCAUUCUUCCUUCAGCUCUGGGUCUCAGGCAGAUGGAAUAUGAUGCAGUCUCCAUUUCGAGAUCUCAGGAUCAGAAGAGCAUUGAGAUGCCAAUGGUAUCUGAAGGAAGUAAUAUCAUUUCAAUGCCACCAGACUCACAAUGCUGCUCUGUUUGUGCCUUUUCCAGGCAAGAAAACACUACUUUGGAAUCAAAGCAACGACGGAAGUCAGCAACCAAACUUUCUGGGCUCAUUGUGUUCUAUCUUAUGGUUAUGGUGGUAGAGAUUACUGGUGGAGUAAAAGCCAACAGUCUUGCAGUUAUCACGGAUGCUGCCCACUUGCUCACUGAUGUUGCUGGAUUCUCCAUAUCUCUUUUUACAGUCUGGGCUUCCGCAUGGAAGGCAACCUCAUACCAAUCUUUUGGAUACAAUCGUCUUGAAGUCCUGGGUGCUUUUUUUUCUGUGCAGCUCAUAUGGCUUAUAUCUGCACUCUUAAUUUAUGAAGCACUUGACAGAAUUCUCCACAAAAAUGGAAAGGUAAAUGGGGCACUCAUGUUUGCAAUUGCUGCAUUUGGAUUUAUUAUAAACUUAGUUAUGGUCCUUUGGCUGGGUCAUGAUCACACUCUUGAUGGUUGUGGGGACACACAUCAUCAUCAUCACCACCACCAUCACCAUCAUCAUGACCGUGAGGGAGGGAAACCUUGUGAUUCAGCUGAAGAAGAGGAGACUAGUCUGGUGCCAAGAACUCCAGAGAAGGCCAAGAUAUUGAACAUUAAUCUCCAAGGAGCUUACUUGCAUGUCAUGGCUGACCUAAUUCAAUCUGUUGGGGUGAUGAUUGCUGGAGCUGUUAUAUGGAUGAAACCACACUGGUUGGCGGUCGAUCUUCUCUGUACUCUUGUCUUCUCUACUUUUGCUCUGACUGCCACUCUACCCAUGCUUAGAGAUAUAUUUGGCAUAUUGAUGGAAAAGACACCGAAGGACAUUAACAUUGAUACACUCGAAAGUGGUAUCAAGGGUAUCAAGGGAGUCCAAAACAUUCACGACCUCCAUGUAUGGGCUAUAACCGUUGGGAAACUUGUAUUGUCCUGCCAUGUGGUAGCUGAGCCGGCAGCCAGCUCUAAUGAAAUUCUUAGCAAGAUCAGGGAUUACUGUGAAAAAACAUACAAAAUUUAUCACAUUACUAUACAAAUCGAAUAGUCUUUUACUAGUUUCUCAACAAAUCUUGGUAACCGAUACCUUUAUAUUUACUUCUCUAUACUCUGUGUUGAGAAUGUAGAUUAAAAAACAUACCAGAUUCUUGAGUUUUGCUGUUUCUUCAGCAUAAGUGGUAUAUUAUCGCGUCCGAUGGCUUGGAGCAACCAGACUUGGUUGUCCUGCAAUGUGCAUGCGUAUCGGCUAUUUGGUUUGAUUCCCCAUCAGCCUUUCUGUCAAGGAUAUUGGAUAGAACGUUCUGAGAUGGUUACGCCCCAUUUGUACCUGCACAUAUCAAUCACGAAGCAACCUCCAUGGUGCCCAUUUUUUUUUUGGUCAGACAGCCACCAAGUUUAUGGGGCUUUAAAUACCCUUUUCUUUUGUGGCCCUUUUAGAUUCAUUUGAACGAGUCAAUUCAGACAAGGUAACCUGCGGACGAGAUUCACCAGCUACUCAAUUGAGACCAGGUCAAUCAGUUCUCACAACCAUGAAAGUUGAAAUAAGCCAUACAUUGUCCUAACAGACAGACCCAGCCCUGAAGAAAAAUAUGAGGGAGAGUAAGUCUUAGAAGGGGA